This is a messenger RNA of Aspergillus wentii DTO 134E9, 1419 nucleotides long. Its product is annotated as holocytochrome c synthase CYC3. The transcript is spliced from 3 exons. The record is from RefSeq and is a predicted model, not a curated record. NCBI's taxonomy places the organism in Eukaryota, Fungi, Ascomycota, Eurotiomycetes, Eurotiales, Aspergillaceae. Gene Ontology annotation, cellular component: mitochondrion. Gene Ontology annotation, biological process: cytochrome c-heme linkage. Gene Ontology annotation, molecular function: holocytochrome-c synthase activity. Bases 103 to 1089 code for a protein of 328 amino acids.
AUCGGUUUUGUCCUCCCUUUCUUCUUGCGGAGCUUUCUCGGUUCUUCUCGUCUCUUAUACUUGUCCUUUCAUUCUCCCAGAGCACGCUUCAUAUUACUCAAAAUGGGUUGGUUCUGGGCUGAUUCGCAACCAAAGCCGACGCCGGUGGCUCCGAACCCUAUGGCAUCGUCUAAUGCUUCUCCUCCUCCGGGAUGUCCGAUGCAUGUUGCAAACUCUUCUCCUUCUCCACCGCCACCUGUUCGCAACGAUGACACUCCAAGCGCGUGUCCUGUCCGAUCUAAGGACUCUCCCUUCUACACAGCGCCUACCUCCAAGCCUGCGCACUCUCCUGAGCCUGCCUUUGCAGAGAGCAAGUCGACACUGUCCAAACUGAAUCCGCUGAACUACAUGUUUUCGUCUAUUUCCCAAGAACGGGCACCGAAUCAAACCGUUGAUCUACCCAUCGAUCGAGAAGAGUCUACAAUCCCCAGAGGCGACAAGGCAGGCAACUGGGAAUACCCUUCUCCCCAGCAGAUGUACAAUGCCAUGUUGCGGAAAGGCUACACGGACACCCCUCAGGACGCUGUAGAGUCGAUGGUUGCCGUUCAUAACUUCUUGAACGAAGGCGCCUGGGAUGAGAUCGCCGGCUGGGAACGUGUAUUCUCCAAGGGCCUUCUGAAAGGAUGGGAGAAGUGCCGGCGUGGGGAGGAAAAUAUUUCGCUCGACGCAUUUAGGGAGCAGAUGACUGAGGAAGCUACGGAGGAGAAUUCGCCAUAUCUCAUCAGGUUCCAAGGCCGACCGAAAGAGUUGACUCCUAAGGCGCAGAUGCUUCAAGCGCUGAGUUGGAUGUUUCCAUCAAAAUAUGGAACUAGCCCACCUUUCGAUCGACACGACUGGUACGUGAUGCGGAAAACACCGACAGGUCCGAAGGAAGUUCGUUAUGUUAUUGACUAUUAUUCGGGUCCCCCGGAACCCACGGGAGAGCCAGUUUUCUUCUUGGAUAUCAGACCAGCUGUUGAUACACCAACAGCCGCGGUUGAGCGGCUGAUGAGAUGGGGAGGAGAUGUCUGGUGGCGGGCUAGUGGAGGGGUUGCUCGAGAGAACAAGUAGAAUUGAUACUCGUUCCAUGCCCUCCGCUUAUUCCAUCUUGUUUCACUGCUUCGACAUUCUCUGCUGCUUCUCCACUCUCCAUUAUUUACUAUAGACAGGGCGCAGGCGUCUGAUAUGUUUUCCACUGGGAAUUGUCUUCUUGUAUAACUUUCUCCUGUAUUAUGCAUAAUCUCUUCUGUUGGUGUUUGAUUUUUGCCGUUUGCUUAAGCGAACAUGUGACGGUGUUCCUAGGCUGCUUGGUUUGAAAUGAGUUAUGCUCUUGUUACUUUCUCACUCCCUUUGUAUUUGGGGGGAAUAUAUGUAUUGAUAUGAUCUAUUCAGAAGUUCUAU